This is a messenger RNA of Helobdella robusta, 198 nucleotides long. RefSeq lists its product as hypothetical. Gene Ontology annotation, biological process: brain development; neuron differentiation; regulation of DNA-templated transcription. The transcript has 2 exons. The annotation marks the transcript as partial. Lineage: Eukaryota; Metazoa; Annelida; Clitellata; Rhynchobdellida; Glossiphoniidae. The record is from RefSeq and is a predicted model, not a curated record. Gene Ontology annotation, molecular function: DNA binding; DNA-binding transcription factor activity, RNA polymerase II-specific.
CGCAAGCCUAAACGAGUCCGAACAGCUUUUUCUCCGAACCAGCUCGUUCAGUUAGAAGAAGCAUUUGACAGCAAUCAAUAUUUGGUUGGACAAGAAAGAAAGGAACUGGCUCAGUCACUCAACCUCACUGAAACUCAGGUAAAAGUUUGGUUUCAGAACAGACGAACGAAGCACAAGCGAUCGAAGACGGAUGACGAU